Molecule: messenger RNA, 2496 nt
Organism: Penicillium pulvis
Lineage: Eukaryota; Fungi; Ascomycota; Eurotiomycetes; Eurotiales; Aspergillaceae
Product: CCR4-NOT core ubiquitin-protein ligase subunit MOT2
Exons: 3
Coding region: 1-2496 (831 amino acids)
Biological process (GO): protein ubiquitination
Cellular component (GO): CCR4-NOT complex
Molecular function (GO): nucleic acid binding; ubiquitin-protein transferase activity
Source: RefSeq, a predicted model, not a curated record
AUGUCUAGUCGCCAACAGAUUGACUCCGUCAUCGACGAUGAUGAUGAGUUUUGGUAUGUCAUGAUCCCAUCUUUUAUAGAGUCCGCGACGGGUGACCCUAACCCACUUCGCAGCCCCCUUUGCAUCGAAGAGUUCGACCUUUCCGACAAGAACUUCAAGCCAUGUCCCUGUGGAUAUCAGAUCUGCCAAUUCUGCUACAACAAUAUCAAAACGCACAGCGAAGAGGGUCGAUGCCCGAACUGCCGCCGUCCUUAUGAUGAUAGCACGAUUCAAUACAAGAUUCCUGAUGCGGAGGAGUUCAAAGCCGACCUGGCCUUGAAGUCCCGCAAGGCAGCGGCAGCCAAAAAGAAGGAAGCUGAGAGGCGUGAGAUAGAGGCUUCCAGCAGGAAGAACUUGGCAGGUGUUCGUGUUGUGCAGAAGAACCUGGUUUACGUCAUAGGCCUUAACCCGACAAUCCGUGACGAGAACCAGUUGUUGCAAACGCUUCGAGGCAAGGAAUAUUUUGGACAAUAUGGCGAAAUUGAGAAGAUCGUGGUCAGCAAAGCUAAGCCCGGGGGUAAUCCGCACCAGGGGAUUGGCGUUUAUGUCACAUUUUCUCGCAAGUUCGAUGCUGCGAGCUGCAUCACGGCCGUGGAUGGUUCUUCUAACGGCGAUCGUGUUCUGAGGGCUCAGUAUGGGACAACCAAGUACUGCUCCUCUUUCCUUCGGAAUGAACCGUGUAACAACCGCAAUUGCACGUUCUUGCAUGAGACUGGCGAGGAUAGCGAGAGUUACAGCCGCUCCGAUCUUUCAUCCAUGAAUACCUUGUCCAGCCAGCGCCAGCACCAGCCGAAUAUCCCUCAACCUCGCCCUAUUCAGCCAAUCACCCACACAAUGCGCCGGCAACCGAGCAAGGACGACUCCCUCAGCGGGCGCUCAGUUGUCCCCGAUGGGCCCGCGCUUCCCUCAUCUGCCAGCUGGGCGAAUAAGGAUCCCGCCAUGAGAGCCCGACGAGCCAGUUUAACCGGUAGCCAGGCGUCUCAGAGCCCCCGCCCUGCUAGCGUCUCCGUCGCGAUCGCCGCCGAGGAACCCAAGCGAGUCGAGAAACCUUCGCCUAUUGUCCAGCCAGCGCAGCGAGCAUCAUCCCAGUCUGAUACACGGUCACCAAUUGCCCAACCCGAGCCUCCCAAGAAGCCUCUUAUCGAAACACCAAGCCCAUUCGAUACCUUGAUCCAGGAUAUGAUGUCUCCGGAGUUCCGAUUCGUAUUUUCGGCCUCUGACCUCCCAGUGGAUGAACUGAAACAUAUCCAGAAUUACCCCUCUUUUAUCGAUCCUUAUGGCGGUGUGAAGCGCCGUGCUAUGCGUGAAAAGGCAGAUAAGGAGCGUGCUAGUCGCGAGAGUGAGCUUGCACAAACCGCCCAAACCGCAGCAGCAGAAGAGGAAAGUAGGGAGGCAAGUAGGGAGGCUGGCAGCCUACAGCUUGGUGGAGAGCCAGAAGAUGCUAACCCUCCUCGUGGUCGUCAAACCCGUGAGUCCCAUGGUGCUAUUCAACCUCCAUCCCAGCAAGGCACAGCCGAUAACUCUACUGUUGGAUCUCCCGUUUCAGCCACAAGCCAUCAGUUCCAUGGACUCAACCUGGCUGGACGUAGCUUGACUCCCCUCCAGCAGCAGCAGUUGAUGCUCCUCAAGUCAGCAGGCAACCAGCAGGCUGGUUUGUCGGAUCCUCUGAGCUCUGCCGCUCUGGACCAAGCUGCACAGGUCCGCCAAGGUGUUUUGCAGAACCAAAUGGCAGCCCAAUAUGCACUUCAAGCCCAAGGCAGGCAAUCCUCUCGCUUUGCCUUUACCAGUGAUGUCAACACAAAGAAUAUCAGCAAUGCCCGAAUGUUGAGCCAGAUGCAGCAGCCUGGCACCCCGAAUCCACUCUCAGCACCGAGCCCUCAGCAUGGUGGCUUUUACGCGAGCGGUGUUCAGGGUCCCCCUCCCGGUUUGAAGACAGCCGGAACUCCUCCCAUUAGCGGUGGUGGAAUGUUUGCCCAGGGCCACGGUUUUACUGCAAACACCAACGUCGGACUGGGAUCCAAUGUUGGAAAGCACGAUGCGACGCCAGAAUCGAUGCGUGAAUUAUUACGGGGGCGAAGUGGUACGAAUAUUGGUGGUGUGCAAGCCCAGGAGGCCGCAAAGCGUGAGUUCAUGUUCCCUUUCCUUCAACAGCACCAAACCCCACCUCCCCUGACUCCCGUCAAUGGCCUUCUCAGCUCUUUCUAUGGGUCCCGGACGGGUACACCACCUGACUCUGGUGGCUCACAGAAGCAGAAGAAGAAGGGAAAGAAGCACAGACACGCUAACACUUCCUCCGGCGGAGGUGGUGUAGUAGAUCUUGCAGACCCGAGCAUUUUACAGGCGAGAAUGCACCAAGUCGGUGCCAAUGCUACUGCUGGACAAGCGUUGUAUGGGAGUCAGGGCCAAGGUGGGUACAACCCCUCGAUGAUGUACGGCGGUGGGCUGAGCCGCUGGUGA